This is a messenger RNA of Myripristis murdjan (pinecone soldierfish), 2761 nucleotides long. RefSeq names its product MAM domain containing 2a (gene mamdc2a). The record is from RefSeq and is a predicted model, not a curated record. The transcript has 14 exons. NCBI's taxonomy places the organism in Eukaryota, Metazoa, Chordata, Actinopteri, Holocentriformes, Holocentridae. Gene Ontology annotation, cellular component: membrane. Bases 102 to 2150 code for a protein of 682 amino acids.
GGUCUGCUACACAGAGGACUCGGCAUCGUUAGCUCCUGUGGUAUCUGAAGGGGAGACCUGCUAAGCGGAGCAAUACUCGCCUGGCUGCAACGGUGGCUACGAUGAGCAGCGUCUGCCUUACUUUUCUUGUGCUCUUACUGUGUGGACUCCUCAGGGCGCAGCAGCAACUACUGCCUGGAUCCUGCAACUUUGACCAAGGCACCUGCGGCUACACAUCAGACCUAGACUAUGGCAACUGGAUCCUAAAUGAAGAAGGGCGUUUGAUAACAGUGGACUCGGCCCUCUUAAAAGAGCAGGAUCGGGCAGUUCUGGUCAGUCCAGUUCUGGAGCAGCGGGAAUGGAGCUGUCUAAGGUUAGUGCACCAGAUCACCGGUGGCGGUACCUUGACACUCCACUUCAGACCUGACAGUGAUAACUUUGACUACCAGCUGUGGACUACCAACAAAGUGUCUGAUAGCUGGCUCAUCGCAAGCGUGGACCUGCCCAAUACCACCAGCCCCUACCAGCUUUUGUUGGACGGCCAGCCUGAACGUGGCCUGGGCAACAGUGUGGCCAUCUUCGAAAUUCACAUAGUUCCUGGUUACUGCAUAGAAUGCAAUUUUGAGGAGCAUCACCUGUGUGGCUAUAGUAACAACUGGAACCCAAACGUCAACUGGUACGUCGGAGGGAGUCUGCCCAUAGACCCUCAGGCUAACCAGCUUGACAAUCACACCAGCAGCAGCCAGAGAGGCCAGUACAUGUAUGUGGACUCAGUGUACGCCAGACACUUCCAGGAAGUAGCCAAGCUGACCUCACCCAUGACCACAGUGCCCAUGGCCGGAUGCUUGUCCUUCUAUUACUUGCGGGACCAGGAAAGGGGAAACAUCUUCUCUGUUUUUACCAGAGAUCAGCUGGGCCACUAUGAGGAGAUCUGGAGGCCAGACGUGUAUGCCACCACCGGCUGGACACAUGUCAGCGUGGACAUCAAGGCCCCACACCCCCUGGAGGUGGUGUAUGAGGUUGCUUUUAACAGUGCCAGAGGUGGAUACGUGGCCAUAGAUGACAUCUCCUUUUCCCCUGAAUUCUGCCACACUGAGACAGAGCCAACCGUUGACCCCUCUAUCGCCAACUGUGACUUUGAGAGUGGAUUCUGUCGGUACUAUGAGGAGAGAGUGGACAGCAAGGCAUGGAGCAGAGUCUCAGUCAAGCCCAAUGCCUACAGAAUAGGAGACCAUACCACAGGAACAGGCUGUUUCCUCCUGGCAAACACCCGCUUCACCUCAAGGCCUGGUUAUAUGGGUCGUCUUCAUGGCCCCUUUUUACCAGGGAACCACAAAUACUGCUUGAGGUUCUACUACUUGCUUCAUGGCUUCAGGAAGGUAGACAACGCUCUCGUCCUUUAUAUUUAUGAUGAGAACAACGUGGCCCAGGAGAAGGUGUGGACCCUGGCUGACAAUUCCAGGGGUGUGUGGACUGAGGUGGAGAUCACCUACAUGAAGCCCAUGUCUUCCAAGGUAGUAUUUGUCAGCAUAUGUAAGAACUUCUGGGACUGCGGCCUGGUAGCCAUUGAUGACAUUACAGUCAGCCUGGGAGACUGUCAAAUCACAGCAGGGACUGCAGGCUCCCUCCCGGGUCAGUGUAACUUUGAAAGUGGAGACUGCGGCUACAUCCAGGACAAGGAGGAGGACAUAGCAGACUGGUUGCGAGUCCGAGGGCACACUCCCACCUCCUAUACAGGCCCAAGGGGAGACCACACCACUGGGGUGGGUUACUUCAUGUACAUUGAAGCCUCACUGAUGCGGCCAGGCCACAAAGCCCGGUUACUGACCACUGACCUGCGGGGCUCCUCCUCCCCUCAGUGUCUGGUCUUCUACUACCACAUGUAUGGAUCUGGCACUGGCAUACUGAGUGUGUUCCUGCGCCAAGGCAACCUGGAGCGGGACACGUUGCUAUGGAGACGGCGUGGCGAACAAGGUGUCAGCUGGAUGAGGGCGAUGGUGGACUACCACUGUGACAUCCGACAUCAGAUUAUAUUUGAAGCCAUCCGAGGACCAUCUUUAAGAAGCGAUAUGGCUAUUGACGAUAUUGGUUUUAUAAAAGGACCAUGUACAGAUCCUGGUGACGUCAUUCCAUACUCAGGAUUCUCAGAGUAUUUCAAUGAGAUUGAGUAAGACCGGCUGGAUGGAUUUGUGUCUGAUCUCAAGCUGGUUUGGGUUUGAAGUGUGUGAAUGUGAGCAGUCCAAGACAAUUGACUAAGGAGUAGAGCAAUACUUCUAUGCAAACAGGGCCUAGACAGCACUGCACUACUGACCCUUCUGUGUUUGCAGUAAUAAUCAUUUCAUACUCACUGUGUCUCUGAUCGCAGACAAAGCUGUUGUAACUGUCCCCGCUGAUGUUUCUAAGGUGAAUGUGAUGGGCACUGUUUUGGUGGUGUUUUCUGUGCAUAGCCCCAGCUGGACACCUUGUGGCAACAGCAUGGAACUGCACAAAUGUACAUGCAUCUGUGAAAGAUUAAGGCUCAGAUUCUAUCGCAUUACAAGUCAGGUACCUCCAUCCUUCAGCCAAGACAUGAAACAUUUUUGUGUUCUGAUUUUUGCCGCACGGGUUUGUACUUCCAAGUUGGGGCAGUGUUGGGGAGAGUUAAUAGAAUUAAGUAAAAAUAAAUCAACCCUCUUUCACAUCUGUCCAAUGGGUUGCUGUAUUUCGAACAUCAACGGAUCAUACCUGUGAUUUUGCAUGUUAAAAUACUUAUAAAAUGUAUGCACUUCACAUUUCUGCUCUU